GGUGCGCGCCGGGUGGCGGAGGGAGGCGGCGAACGGGAAGGGGGCUGCAGAGCCCUUAGCGCUGGGACCCCGCCCCCGAAUGGGCAGCGAGCGGGCGGAGCCUGGCCGGGGGGCGAGGCGCCGGGACUAGGCAGCGCGGGGGCUGUGCCGCUCGCCCUUUUUGAGCGCUGGCCUGGCGGGCGCGGGCCGGGGCGGCUGCGGAGUCGCGCUUCCCGAGCCGGCAGCGCCGAGCCCCCUGCCCGCAAGGAGCGGAGCGGGACACGGAGACUCACCGGCCGGCAAAGUUGGCGGGGACCGUCCUCGCGGCGCCCGCUGAAGGCUGGCCGCGGCCGGCUUUCGCUUCCCCCGUAGGGCUCAGGCUGGGCGGAGCGGGAGCCGAACAGCCCCCAGCACCUCGGAAAGAUGUUUUUGUCACGAAGAACCCACUUCUGACAAUGGGACUGAUCACAAUUACUAGAAAUUGUUUUGCUCUGAAGAACUGGCAGCUUAUUAAGAUGUCUCCUACCUUUGGUCUAAAAGUAAUCAUCUGAAAUAGUCCAAUUUUUAAAUAAUGAUGGUGCCCUUGAAGCUAUCAGUCUCUUCUGUUAUGCAGCCUACGAGUUCCAUAGACAAAUGAUUACAGAAUAAGCAGUGCAAUAAGCUUUUCUACAUUGAGACACUAUUUUCUAUUAUUGUUAACAGUCAAGAAGCAGUUUGCCAACCGACUGAAGACCACAAGAAUCUAGUGCUGAUUUGUAUUGUAAUGGAGGGAUACUUCUGUAAAGUAGCGAGAAGAUCUGGGAGUAGAACAUUUACUAUUUCUGUACUCUCCAGCCUACUAUAAUGUCAAAAAUGAGUACCAACUGGACAGCCAACCUGAGCUUUGGAGCAUCUACAGAUCCUCAUGAGCCAAGAACUGGACUCUCUAGAACAGGGCACACCAUAGUGGCUGUUUUCCUUGGAUUUAUCUUGGUAUUUGGCUUCUUGAAUAACUUUAUUGUUCUCAUACUCUUCUGCAAGUUUAAAACCCUGCGCAACCCUGUGAACAUGCUACUGCUGAACAUCAGUGCCAGUGACAUGUUAGUGUGCAUCUCUGGCACCACACUCAGUUUUGCAUCCAACAUCCACGGCAGAUGGAUCGGAGGAGAGUAUGGUUGCAUGUGGUAUGGCUUUGUCAAUUCCUGCUUUGGUAUUGUGUCCCUGAUCUCCUUGGCUAUCCUGUCUUACGAACGCUAUAGCACCAUCACCCUAUGUAACAAACGAGGCUCUGACUAUCAGAAGGCUCUGCUAGCAGUUGGUGGUUCCUGGCUUUAUUCUCUGAUCUGGACAGUACCACCGCUCAUUGGCUGGAGCAGUUAUGGGAUUGAGGGGGCCGGCACAAGCUGUUCAGUACGUUGGACCUCCAAAACAGCUGAGUCUGUGUCCUAUAUCAUCUGUCUCUUCAUAUUCUGCUUGGUCAUCCCUGUAAUGGUCAUGAUAUACUGCUAUGGGCGUCUCCUUUAUGCUGUUAAACAGGUUGGAAAAAUCCGGAAGAAUGCUGCCCGUAAAAGGGAAUACCAUGUUCUCUUCAUGGUGAUUACUACAAUAAUCUGUUAUCUAAUAUGCUGGAUGCCUUAUGGAGUUAUAGCAUUGCUUGCAACAUUUGGUAGUCCAGGUGCAGUUUCUCCAGUAGCAUAUGUCAUACCUUCCAUCCUGGCAAAGAGCAGUACCGUAUUCAAUCCAAUUAUCUACAUACUUAUGAACAAGCAGUUUUACAAAUGCUUUCUUCUACUUUUCCACUGCUACCCUCCUUCGGCUGCUGAUGGAGAAUCCAUAUGUCAGUCUAAGGUAACCGUAAUCCAGCUGAACCAGAAAGUGGACAGUGGAGUCACAUGUAAUAAUCAAAUACUUCCUGAAAUGGAUGAAAGAGUGCCCAGUCUGCUGAGCCCAGAGUCAAGCUUGGAGCCAGCUUCAGAAGACACACCACAGAUGUUAAAGGAGAAUUCUCUCUGAUGACUAGGCACCCACCUUAACUAGUGUACGCUGUUGUAUUGCCACACUACCCAGUUUACUUUAACAUUCCUAAAGGAAAUUGGUAUUUGUGGAAUAGGAAAAAAAAUAUGACAAGAACAAAAAUAGGCUUCUGUUACUAUUUCUUAAUAGCACCUAAGACUGAAAGUCACUGAAGGAAUGGUUUGAUAUGGCAGUUUUAAAACAAUACAGGUGACCUUCCAGAUAUAAGUUAAUUAUUUAAUAGAGAACUGAAAAGCAGUGAAGGUUUAAAUCUUUAUAAACUGAUGAGCAAUGUCUCCAAGAGUCAAUCUAUAUUAAGGACAUAUGUGUCAUCUAGUUUAUCCCUUUGCCAGUAGAUUUUUCCCUACUAGUAUUUUGGUCUCCUAUACUUAUAAAAGUGAGUGAUGAAGAUUCCACCCCUUCCCUUAGGACGAAGCCUAAAAAACUCCAAGAUUUUCCUGAUAUUCACCCUAUUUUCCCUUUCUUAAUUUCAUUCAACUACUCCUAGUUAAACCCCUUUAGCCUAUAACAUUAAUCUCCAUCCUUAGCAUUUACAACAAUCCCACAUUUGCAUGUGGCUAUUUAUUGGUAUUCUGCACCCUGCCUGGCUAAUACCUAUUUAUUUCCAGGUGCAGUUCAAACUUUUUAAGUGGUUGAUGACCCAGGUAUCAGACAAUGUCUUUCUUUCAAUGCUUAUUGCAACUAUUAGUCUGGUAGGGCAUGCUGUCUGUCUGUUCCUGGGGGAACAGCAGCCAGACAUUUACUGCAGGGCCUAAAGUAGAUGGGGGGGAGGGAAGAGGGAAAGUGCUCCCUGCACCAGCCAAGGAACAAGGGAGGUGUGGGAAGUGAUGGUUAAAAGCCGCCUCCUCCCCCACCCAUGGCUUGGAUGAAGGAGUGGGAGGCACACUUUGCCCUUCUUCCACUUUUCCUACUGUUUAUGUUCCAGAUACCUUUCCCCUCAUCUACCAGAGCCUGAAUUUUGUAAGAUUUACAUGAGCAGUGAUGAAAUAUUUUACUGAAUUCACAUCUACUAAUUUAAUUCUGUCCCAAACUGGAAUCAGUGUAUCAAGUUUGCAUUGAUUUAUUUAUGUAAACUUAUGCUACUUACUGCUCACAUAGUUAUUGCCAUUACCCUUUAUCGGCCAAAUUUGCAAAAUGUGAUCUAUAUAUAAACACUAUCACUUGUGCAAGCAAAUAAUCAAAUUUACACAUGCAAACACAAUUUCUUGUAUACAUCAAGCGCAUGUCUGUUCUGCAUGUGAUAAAUAGCUCAUUUGUGCACACAGAUGGUAGGGCACGAAAAAUCAGUUGUGUAAAUGACUGCUUGCAAAAUUGCAUGCACUCAAAUACGGGGUGGGUCAAGAUACCUUUUGGAAGCCUGAGUUGAUAUUUAAAGCAUUUCCUCAAUGCUUAUUCCACUAUUAAGACAUUUUAGAAAGAAUUCCACCACUUUUCUAGUGUCCUUCUGGCUCCAAUAGCAGUUGAUUUAAAGACUAGAAGAGAACAAUACUGGGAUUCAUUCUGGUGAACAUACAUGCAAGUAAAGACAAAGCUUAACAGAAGGGACAAAUAUUAGUUGUUUUUAAAAUUUAAACAGAGUCUUUAAAAAUGUGUUGCAAAGAACAAUAAAAACUACAAUAAAGUAAUCAGUGAUGUUCUUUUAAUUGGGUAGUGUCUGGUACAGAGUACUUUACGGUUCAAUGCAUCUCACCAACCUUAUUUAGGGAGAAGAUUAAGUCACUGGAGAGUGCAUACUGACAAGGGAAAUAUACUAUAUGACUGAAUAGCUCUUUUCCAUCUGUAACUUCCGAUUCCAUUAACAAAACUGACAGCAUAAACCCUGCCAAGAAAUCCUAAUAAUCCAGUAAAACAACUUUUAAAGCUAGCAAUAAAAACUAUAAAACAAAUAAAAUUCUAAAUUAGAGAUGACACUCCAUUCUUUCCUCACAUAGCUGUAAAAAAGGGCACAAACAGGAAAGUUAACCUCUUCAUUCUGCAUGAGCAUGACUAGACAUCCUAGGUUUAUUUAAAAGCUUUUAGACCCUUUAUUUUUUUUAAUUUUAUAUUUAUAACAGUUCACCAUUUGAAGAACAAACCCUACUGUCUGAUAGAUAACCUAGGACUAAGUUUAGAAAAGCAUUAAAUAGAAGGAAAAUAGUAGGAAUCUAAAACAAAUAAUAGAAAUUAGAAAUGCAAAGAACUAGGACAUUUAGACCCGCCCCCUGCCAAUAUCAAUAUUUUUUUCCCUACAGUGCAUUUUCUAAUGCUCUGUACUUUCUGCUCUUUAAAAGCUCCUAGCAAUAGGGCUAUCAACAUUUAUCUGGGGAGAGCAUUCCACAGCCUAGUAAAGCUCACAGUCAAGCCUCUCUUUCUUAAUUUCCUUAAUUCUCUUAUAUCCUUUUGCACCAUUCUAUUCAUUUCCAUGGGAAGUUUAUGUCAUCUGGCCCCAGCUAUUUAGUUUCUGCUGUGCCAAGCUACAUUUAUUUUAAUUUUUCCUCACAAUUCAAUUUCUUCAUCCCCCGAGCAUGUUGAGUGGACUUCUCAAGCCCCCUUGAAAUUGUCAGUAGCUUGGCAUUGAGGUACCCAGAAAUGAACCCUGUAUUUCAGAUGAGCAAUAACUUAACAAUAAAGGCCUACUCCUCUACGUAUUAGUUCUAAGGAAAUUGGGGAAGCUCUAUCAGUUGAUUCAUUUAAAAAUUAGGCUAGACAGAUUGCUCAAGAAUAUACCGUGGGGAUCCAUCCAGAAUCAACAAGUGGGCAGAAAAAACUAUUUAUAGGCCUUUUCCAGUUCUGAUGUCUAUAAUAAACUAUUUUUGAGCUCUCAGAGCUUAAACAUAACAUCUAUUUUUACACAGAAAAAUUUUACCUGACCUUAAAUGUGGCAAGAAUAACUGGUGAGGCUACAGUAUUACCAUACAUGCAAAAAGGGAACUGAAAAGAUUUCCCUAUAAGCCAAACCUAGUCUUUGCUAAUGCCCUACCUCUUUUUUUAUGGUCCAAAAACCAUAUUUAGAUUAUAACAGCUGUAAAAUAGGAAAUUUAAAAAACAGUUUUUCCUCAUAUACAGAAAAAUCUAGAAAAGUUGCUGUAUAGACUACAGUUCAGGAGUGUGACUUAGUAUUCUGUAGAUAAGUUACUGUGGGGAAAAAUAUGAUUAGCACUAAAAAAAAUAUUAAUUUGAAAAGAGUUUUUAAAAUAUAUAUUAUUCAAAUGAAAUUAUCAGGUUAUCAAGCUUGCUUACCAGCUGUUUCUUUAUUAUAAUAUUACAGUUUUGGACACUAAUAAACAUUUAAAUAUUUCAAAAUGCUGAAUAGGAUAUAUUAGUUUACCUUCCUUUUAAUAGAAUAUAACUUUAGAAUGUUUAGAUAUGGCUUAAAUUGAGUCUAAAUAGCACAACUAAACUCUUGGGAUUUUGCAAUCUGUGCUGCUGAAAAUAUUUAAACAGAAUUAAAUGAAAAAUGUUAAGUUAUUUGCAUGGAUGGUUUAUACAAAUGAACACAUACAUUCUGUUAAUUUGGUUUUGGUAAUUUUAAUAAUUCAAGGUUUUCAAUUUCCAACAUGCAUCUUUUGCACAGUACAAUUGUGCUUUGUGGUUAGCAAAUUAAUUUUAAAAACAUUUUUCCUAGUUUGUAAAUAUAUAAAAUAUAAUUUAAUAUACCUGAGUAUAACAGAUAACAUAUAAAAGCAUAAGGAAUCUAAUUCAAAUAUUAACCAAGACUUCAGAUCAGCUUCUGAUUUAGCAAAACUGUUUGUUUAAUUAUUUACAAUGCAGAAAUACAGAUAUAGGACUUGAUUUUCAGAAGUGCUGGGCACUCACAACUUCUGUUAAGAGCUGUGGAUGUUCAGUAACUCGGAAAAAUGAGGCCCAUAGGUGUUCACUUUUUUAAGAAGUCAGCAUUAAAGAGAUCUUAACAAGCUUAUGUGAGAGAGAGUGAACAAAAUCACAUAUAUGUAAUAUGAUAAUCAGAUUACAUGUAUGUGGUUAUCACACACUCAGUAUAUGCCACUUUUUUCCCCAUGCAUCACAGUAGCAGCCACAGAACUAAGUUUAACAACAUAACUAUUUUGAAUUAAACUAUUUUGUUUAAUAAAGUACAUUCAGGUUUUAUGAACAUUGGGCAUAAUGAAAACACAGUUUUCUGCACAUUAGUCUGCAUAUGUACACUGUGUUUGUCAUUCUUUGACCAAUUAAAUUAAAAGUAACAGAUUCUCAGGUGGAUGCUACUGACUCCAUCAAAUUUAACAAACAAAAAGCAAGACUAGAAGCAAUAGUAAACGCUGUAGCUACGCUAUCAUUGAGGUGUAUCCCUAGAAAUACUACAAAACACAUGUAUGUAUGAAAUUUACUUUUUGUUGGUGUUCAGGAAUGCUGGAUGCAGGAGUAUUGGUUCAUGUUUGUAAUAGGGGGCCAUAUGAUGCCACAGAUAUGCGCAUGGAUUGAAGGCAGUAUGUUACCCACAGUUCUGUGGGUUUAACAGACUUUUUAAAUAAAGAAAAGUGCUAUGUUCAUUUUCAAGAGAAGGUUAUUUCAUGACUGUUUGGUCAAUCAAAGAUGACAAAUAUUAACCACAAGAGAACACUACUUGAAUUUACAGAAAAUCAACACUAAUUAAAGAAUUUAAAUGUCACCAAAUGGCAUUUGUGCCUAGACAUAAGCAGUAAUAUACCUGUGUUUGAUGUAGAUUUUUGCAUCGUGUAGUUUGAUUAGAAAUCAAUGUUACUGUAAACACAAAAAGUUGCACCAUUUAUCAAUAACUAUAAUGUAUUCUGUAAAUUCAUAGAUAUGAAAAUGCUAACCAAUAUUACCAUGUGCUGUUAAGUGUUUCAAGGUCAAAUGACAUGCUGGAGUAUUAAAGAAACCCACCACACAGAAUGAAAAGUGACAGAUAAUGCUUGGAAUGCUAUUUGAAAUGAGUUUAUUUUCUUCUCUGUGUAUACCAGGAAGCUGAAGCUUCUUAAAUAUUUGAGCAUUUUCUACCUGCAUGAUAAUAUAUCUGAAAAGGGUAACCAUUACACCAGUCCAAUUUUGUGUUUUAACAACUAGUUACCAGAUUACUAGCUAAGUCAAGGUAACAAUAACACAGGCAAAUGGUUUUAAAACAACUAAUAUGUUUAACGUAACGUUGUCACUGUUUGUUUUCAAGUUAUGCAAACAUUCUUUUUAAGCCCAGGUAGAGAUCAGCAGCAUUCUUCUUGUCAACAUGCCAUUUGAAAUGGUUUUAUAUCCGUGUCCUGAAUGAAAACAAUUGAUAAUGUACCAGUGUUAUGAUUUGCUUGCUUGUGUUGUCAUCUUGAGUUAUGCAUGCAAAGGAAGUUGAAUAUAGUGUUAUCAAGAAUCCUUAAUGCCUACCUGUUGUUUUGAACUGUUACAGUGAACUGUAAAUCCUGAAACAAGAAUUUCUUUUUCAAUAAUAAAAUAUGUAUUUAGUUACUGUU
This is a messenger RNA of Chrysemys picta bellii (western painted turtle), 7406 nucleotides long. Its product is annotated as vertebrate ancient opsin-like. Gene Ontology annotation, cellular component: photoreceptor outer segment; plasma membrane. NCBI's taxonomy places the organism in Eukaryota, Metazoa, Chordata, Testudines, Emydidae. Gene Ontology annotation, biological process: cellular response to light stimulus; phototransduction; visual perception. The record is from RefSeq and is a predicted model, not a curated record. Gene Ontology annotation, molecular function: G protein-coupled photoreceptor activity.